This is a messenger RNA of Bipolaris maydis ATCC 48331, 880 nucleotides long. RefSeq lists its product as uncharacterized. The record is from RefSeq and is a predicted model, not a curated record. Lineage: Eukaryota; Fungi; Ascomycota; Dothideomycetes; Pleosporales; Pleosporaceae.
AUGAACAAUAUCGCCAGCGGACUUACGGCUGAGGCCAAGGCCAAUAUGCUUGCAAACCUCCAAAUCGAACUCAACUCGCGCAUUGAGAAGCUACGAGCCCAAUGCGAGGCUCAGUGCGCCAGUAUGCAGUCGCGCCUCGAGCGACGCGUCAACCGCAUUCCGAUCGUGACGCGCCAAACCACACUUGCCAACCUUCUCAAGGCGUCAGCACCAGUACAACCUAUCACCGCGCCUGCCCCACCAACCAAGGUCACAACAACUACCGCCACCACAACAACAGCAACUACCACUACUGCCGCCACCAAGAAGACAGCCGGUACUGGCACUGCUGGUCGCAAACCCCGCAAUGCUGUACCCAGCGCGCCUUCUUCACGACCCGCAUCCUCCCCAGAAGUGCGCAUCAAGUCGACUUCCAACCCCAAGACUACCAAGACUGUCCCCACAUACGCCAAAGCAACCAAGACGGCCCGAGCAAAGAAGCGCAGCAGCGACGAAAUGUCUGGCGAGGACAAGGAAAACUCUGAACUGCCUGUGCCCAAGAAGCGCACUAGAAAUGUUGCUCCCAAGGCCGCAACUGAGAAGACUGAGAAGGCGGAGAAGACGGCGACAGGCACCACACGUUCGACCCGGGCUGGAUCUCGCACCAAGCCUACGAGCGGCGGCCAUGUACUCUCUCCCAAGACCAAUGCAGCCAACGCGCGCAAGCCCGCUCCUGCUGCACGUAGCGUCCGCCCCCGGUAGCGCCCUUAGACGGACAUGGUUACGCACAGCAUUGGUUAAUUUUGGCGUUUGAUGAUGAUGAUACCCCCUCUCUUUUUUUUAAAAUGGCAUCUGGGCGGCGCUUUUUCAAAGUUUUUGAUUGUUUUGUUUUUUGUUUUUU